UUGACGAAUAUUAAGCCUUCAGACACAUACCAUAGCAAUUGUGAUGCAAAAUUGAAAAAAAAUAAGCAAACUAUAGCGGAGCUUCAUGUCGCGAAAGUGCGUUUCCGGUCACACAGACACACAUGGUGGAGCAGUCAGCUGACUGAAACACAGCAGCAGCGUCUCUGUAGCUGGACACACAGGAAACAUCACAUCCAUUCAUUCUCAGCCGCAACCAUGAAGAAGAGCAAGGGCAAAGCGAGCAGUACUGCUGAGAAGGAGUUUGUGUUUGAGUUCAGGGCAGGCAGACACAACUGUGUCCUCAAAGUGCCUCUGCAGUUUCCUGUUCAAGAGAACAUCUGUGACCUUCAUGGACGCCUGAUGCUGCUGCAUAAAAUACCCUGCUACAUAGAAAAUGAGCUAAAAACCUCCCUUUCCAACUUCGUCGAGGGGGAGACCAUCCUGGAUUAUGACAGAGAGGCAGAGCUGGCCCUGCAGAGACUCACAACAGGAGAUGUAGAUGUGAACCAGCUCACCAACGCAUGGACCAGGUCUUAUGUGGAGACUACGCUGGAGCAUGCUCGGCCGGAGGAGCCCAGUUGGGAUGAGGACUUUGCCGAUGUUUACCAUGAGCUCAUCCACUCCCCUGCCUCAGAUACCCUCCUCAACCUGGAGCACAACUACUUUGUUAGCAUCUCCGAGCUCAUCAGUGAGCGAGACAUGGAGAUUAAGAAGCUACAAGAGAGGCAAGCCGCUGAAAUGGACAAAGUGAUGCAUGAGCUGGGGAAUACUCUGAGUGACCAGGAUGUAAAUGCAGUUGCCUCUCAACACUUUGAUGCACAGCAGGUGUUGGAGAACAAGUGGGCCAGCGAGCUGAAGCAAGUUUCUGGCAUUCAAAAGCACGAGUAUCAGGAGUGGGUCAUCAGUCUUCACCAGGACCUGCAGAAAUCCAACAACAGCAGCCAGAUUAAUGAGGAGAUUAAGGUGCAGCCCAGCCAGCUGUCGGAGCAGGCAGAUUCUGGAGCCAGGAUGUUUGAGGAGCAGCCUCAGCUGGAGGAGAGUUUUACUAUACACUUAGGAGCACAACUGAAGACGAUGCACAACCUGCGGCUGGUCCGGGCAGACGUGCUGGACUUCUGUAAGCACCGGCGGCACGGCAGCGGCGGAGCAAAGCUCAGGCGGCUGCAGACGGCCCUUUCACUCUACUCCUCCUCACUCUGUGGUCUGGUGUUGUUGGUCGACAACAGGGUCAACUCCUACAGCGGCAUCAAGAGAGACUUUGCAACUGUGGCAAAGGAGUGUACAGACUUCCACUUUCCCUGUCUGGAGGCGCAGCUGGACGAGGUGCAGCAGGUGGUGCUCUAUGCCAGAGCCCAGCGGAGCAGCAAGCAGAAAGAACAGCCUGAGAUUCUGAGGAAUGGAGGUGACGAUAAGAGCAAAAAUCUCGAAAGAAAUCCAUCCAACAUCUUACCAGGUGAGUUUUACAUCUCGCGGCACUCCAACCUGUCAGAGGUCCAUGUUGUCUUCCACCUGUGUGUGGACGACAACGUGCGUUCAGGGAACAUCACGGCCCGGGACCCGGCCAUCAUGGGCUUGAGAAACAUCCUGAAGGUCUGCUGCACACAUGACGUCACCACCGUCACAGUCCCUCUGCUGCUGGUCCACGACAUGUCGGAGGAGAUGACCAUACCGUGGUGUCUUAAGAGAGCAGAGCUGGUAUUCAAAUGUGUCAAAGGCUUCAUGAUGGAGAUGGCCUCAUGGGACGGAGGAAUAUCACGCACAGUCCAGUUUCUAGUGCCAAAGAGUAUCUCAGAGGAGAUGUUCUACCAGCUGAGCAACAUGCUGCCUCAGAUCUUCCGCGUUUCCUCCACCCUAACUCUCACCUCAAAGCACUGAUGGAUAGAGAUGCACCAUGUUGCAUCCUCAAGGCAUUCGGACUAACUCAUUUAUUUUAACAAUUAUACAGACAAGGUAUAUUUCUUUGUCUUUUUUUCAGGACCUGUAGAUUAAAACAGUGGAGAUUUAGAGGAGAAGUAGCACAUAGGCCCCAUUCAUUCAAAUGGGGUCAACAUAAUAUGGUGGCAUUAAAGCACUUACAGUAGAGGUGCAAAGAGGAUUUUAAAUGAGAAGAGACAUUUGUAUGCAAUUGGUGAGCCUUGUUAUUUUUGCACCUUCCAAAGCUACACGCGCUGUAAAUACGUCUUACCAAAAGAGGACUAGAUUCAGUGGCUCAUCACCAAAGCAGCUGCUGCAAUGAUCAUUUCAAGCCUCCGGGGUGCGGUUCUGGUGACAGAGUUUUAUUACAUCAGCCACCAGCGCUGCAAGUAUUCCAGUUUUCCUGUAAAGCUGCAAUCUGUAACAUCCCGCACGUUUGAGCUACAGCAUAAUGGUAGUAGAAGGGAGCCAGCAUGCUGGGGAAACUCCCGCACGAUUGUUGAGGUUAGGCAUUGACCUCGAUUGGUUAUGGUUAGGCAUUGAGUUUGAAUGGUUAAGGUUAAGCAUUGACCUCGAAUGAUUAAGGUUAGGCAUUGACCUCGAAUGGUUGAAGUUAGGAUAGGUUGUCAGGCAGCGAGUCUCACGAGAGUGUUUGUAAGUUUUUGCAGAUCUCAGAUCAGAUUUCGCAAUUUGCGGGCUCCCUCCAAGAACCCAGCAUAAUGGAGAAUGUUGCAUUGGUGAAGUUGUUUUAACUGGCUGUGAAAAUGCGAUCAAUGGAGCAGAUGAAGUAGAUGUGAAAACGCAGUGAUGAAGCUGGAUAGAACUGGCAAUUGACCGAUCCUAAGUCCCGCCCCCCCCUAGUUACUGUUGCUAGGUCGGACAAGCUUGAUAAAAAGAAACAUACUUCAAAAUACUUCGGGGCGGCAUGAAGCAUAUAAUAUUA
Messenger RNA from Sebastes umbrosus (honeycomb rockfish), 2857 nucleotides. It is a transcript of the gene ferry3, whose product is annotated as chromosome 4 C12orf4 homolog. The record is from RefSeq and is a predicted model, not a curated record. Gene Ontology annotation, cellular component: cytoplasm. The transcript is spliced from 14 exons. Gene Ontology annotation, biological process: regulation of mast cell degranulation. NCBI's taxonomy places the organism in Eukaryota, Metazoa, Chordata, Actinopteri, Perciformes, Sebastidae. The coding region runs from base 217 to 1875 and encodes 552 amino acids.